CGUCCCGAUCGCACCCAGCCGCAGGCCCAGCCCAGUCGCAGAUCCAGUCGCAGAUCCAGCCCAGUCCGUGCCGGUACAAGCAGAGCCCAGCAACGCCAUGGAGAAGAAACCGUCGACGUAUCAAGCCCUGUUGGCAGGCGGCAUCGCAGGCACUGCCGUCGACACUUGCCUCUUUCCGCUCGACACCAUCAAGACCCGGCUGCAAUCCAAGCAAGGCUUUGCGGCGGCCGGCGGUUUCCGAGGAGUGUAUUCGGGUCUCUCGUCCGCUGUGAUCGGAUCAGCGCCGUCUGCUGCCCUGUUCUUUGUCAGCUACGAAUACGUCAAGAGCAACUUGGCUGCAAGGAGCGCCAACGGCCAGUCUAAUGCCGCCACCCAUAUGAUUGCCGCCUCGUGCGGAGAGAUUAUGGCCUGUUCGGUGCGGGUGCCCACCGAGGUUGUCAAGCAGCGAAUGCAAACGGGCCAGUACCACUCGGUGUCGAAUGCUCUUCGGUCCAUCCUGGGCACGGAGGGUUUCUUUGGAUUCUACCGAGGCUACACCAUGACGAUCUUUAGAGAGAUCCCGUUCACAUGCAUUCAGUUCCCGCUGUACGAGUACUUCAAGCGAUCAUGGAGCCACCUGCAAGGCCGCCCGACACAUACAUGGGAAGCGGCACUCUUUGGCUCGGUCGCAGGAGGCAUCGCAGCAGCGCUCACGACACCACUGGAUGUAGUCAAGACCCGGAUCAUGCUGUCGUCGCGGUCGUCGAGCUCGCAUCCGCCUUACACCUCCAUCUUCCCGACCUUUGCCCGGAUCGUCCGCGAGGAGGGCUACCGCGCACUCUUUUCCGGAAUCGGCCCACGGGUGACCUGGAUCUCGAUCGGCGGAUGCAUCUUCUUGGGGGUGUAUGAGGCCGCCCGUAAAACCCUGGUCGAUGGCAAGAUCUUGGCGUGAGCGGUAUCAAUGCACGCAGUCCUGUCGAUGGACCCCUCCCACUCCGCGAGCUCGCAAGCUCACUCCCUCGUU
Polychytrium aggregatum is the source of this 1003-nucleotide messenger RNA. RefSeq names its product mitochondrial carrier domain-containing protein. Gene Ontology annotation, cellular component: mitochondrial inner membrane. Lineage: Eukaryota; Fungi; Chytridiomycota; Chytridiomycetes; Polychytriales. Gene Ontology annotation, biological process: transmembrane transport. Gene Ontology annotation, molecular function: S-adenosyl-L-methionine transmembrane transporter activity. The transcript is spliced from 7 exons. The coding region runs from base 98 to 931 and encodes 277 amino acids. The record is from RefSeq and is a predicted model, not a curated record.